GCGUCCUUUUUACAAUUUUUCCAUUACUAAUUGCCCCAAGAUCAUACGAAGACAGCUUUAUCCAUGUUUCUCAUGCCGUUAUCAACGCUGUUCUACAUGUAAUUGGCUCUUCAUCUCGGGCCUUCGGCAUAUCCGCCAGUCAACGUUAACCAAUAGAUAAGCCGAAUAGUGAGAAUAAUGUGCCCGGCUGAGGUGGGAUGGAGAAGCAACAGAUAAGCCCUUCGCCAAUGACGUGGAUCGUCCAUCUCCGACAUCCCCCUCAACUUCACCUUCUUUACAACGAAUAUUAGCAGGCCUAGAACUGCGUCCAGUAGACGGAGGAGGUCGCCUCUUCUCAUGUCUUCUUCCUCUGGACCGCGUAUGAGAACCAAGACAUUCACUGGAUGUUGGACUUGCCGCAAACGCAAGGUGAAAUGCGACGAGGCACGGCCCAACUGCCAGCAAUGCUUAAAGAAGGGCCUGCCGUGCGCCGGCUAUACAACUCGUCUGCAAUGGUUGGCUCCGGAGACCAUUAUCGAUGUACCUUUGGGCGCCCAGCUGCCUACAGCAUACCGAAGCACUGGUAUGUCUUCGAGGAGACAUAUAUUCUGUGAUGGGCCGAGCAAAGUUCUGUGUGACUGGGAAAUUGAUCUCUAUCUUGAUAAGCUGGAUGAAGAGUGUCCCACUGUAGGCGAAGACACGGUCUCUCAUGGACCCUUUGCCGUCUUUCAUCAAGCGUCUUCCAGAGAUGCCCUGCAAGAUGGCGGCUACAGCCAUACUUGGGUCACUGUCCAUUCGCAUACAGACCUAGAGUUCAAUAUUCAAACACCUACACCAUCCCCUGCUCUCACGCCAUCUUUCCACGCAAGAACCUUUGCUGAAGAUGUCAAUACAUUGGCAAGUGACACCAGAGCUACCAUAUCAUUGACUAGUGGUUCUUUUUAUGAAGCUGCGACGGCAGGCUCUCCAAUAAUCGCCAUGCCUUUGUCUUCUGAAGCCCCUGAGACGCUGGGAGUGACUGAAUCCCCAGAGCAUGAGGAAUCUAUUCAGACCCCUCCAGACUUGGUGCGCCAAGUACCUCUCGGGCGAUCCUUCCUACCAGCCAAUUUCGAGCGCCUAUUACAUCAUUAUAUCCAUCAUGUCGUUGACCUCAUGACAGUUAUUCCAACACCAGAAGGGCCAUGGAAGUCGGUCCACCUCCCGCGAGCGUUGCAGGGGACAGCAGAGCUCAAAUUUCUCGGAAAGACGUCGCAUACAUGUAACGCGUUAUUUCACGCUUUGUUGACCAUAAGCGCUUACAACCUGGCCGCAAACUACACUAUCACGGGCCAAGACCUGCAAGCACAGAAAUGGCGUGAGCUUGCUUUAAGACUCAAAGCCCGCUCACUUACAUUCCUCAGAGCAGGUCUUCGCCCAGAAUCGCCAAAAUUUGAGAGGGGAAAAUAUAAAGAGGGUUUAGCAGCCAUGUUGUCCAUGGUGACUAUUGAUGUUUGUUCUGGUGAGACUCGGACUUCCGAAUGGCAUCUCAAAGGUCUAGAAAGCUUCAUUCAGGCUUCCCAACAAAAGGAAAAGAACCACUAUUCUCCCACAACCCGAUCUCUUCACCGGGUGUAUAUGUACCUCCGAGUUAUGAGAGAGAGUACUGAUCUACGAUGUAGCGAGAUCGACGAGAUAACGGACAGCUUUCGCGGUGACAAGUCUUGGCUAUCUGAGCCUCCAUUCUCUUUAGACACUACGAAGGCUGCUGAUAAUUGGCUUCAAGCUACGCCAGAUGACAGCCAUGUGGAUAUGUCAGCUUGUGAAUUCGUAUACGGAAUCCCCCUUCAACUACUUACUCUCCUGGCCAAGGCGUCGGAUCUUAUUCGGCAAAAGAAGGCUUUCUCUCGGCGUCAUCCCAACUCUAUGAUGCCACAUGAUCUCUCCGUUUUAUGCGAUGACCUGGAAUCAAAAAUCCUGGAAUGGCCGAUAGAGCGGAUGAUUGCUGAUUUGCGCAAGUUACCCAUACAUGAGACAUCUCAUCAUCUUAUCGAACAACAGACCAGAGCUUUCCACCAGGCCAUUAUUGUCUACUUUUCUCAGUUGGUGCGAUCAGUGCAUCGAAGGCAUCUCCAACCAUACGUGAAGAAUAUAAUCGACCACCUCGAGACUAUUGAGGUAAUUAAGCAUGGAGCAAAUGUUGUCACUGGAUGUGUGCUUUGGCCGGGCUUUAUAGGCGCGGCAGAAGCAGUUGAGGUUGAAGUACAGUCACGGUACCUACAGUGGUUCAAGGCGACGCGUUUCUAUGGGUUAGGGGCCUAUGAGAAGGCUUGUGAGGUUGUGGUCCAGGUCUGGGAAAUGCAGAAAUCCGAUCCGGGUCAACCCAGCUGCAGCUGGUCGACCCUUGUUGAUUCAAACGACAUCCGACUCAUGUUGACAUGAACUCGCCUUCGUAACAGCGCACCUAAAGCAGCGAACAUCUAUAGGUAGAUAACACUGUACCGAGAAAAUGCAGGAAAGAGCACAUCUAUGUGGAGCGCCUGGAAAGAGAAAGACAUGUAAAGAAAGAACGAAUUCAAGACCUAAAUCGCGGCAUGUUUAGGAAAGCAGUUUGCCUGCUGUGCAGAUGAACAUAUACUGUGAAGAGAAUACUAGUAACUCCAUAAUUGAAGCGAUUGAUGGGGCUUCACUAUCGGUUAUUUACGUCUAAGUACACUUUAUAGACUUC
Exophiala dermatitidis NIH/UT8656 is the source of this 2683-nucleotide messenger RNA. RefSeq names its product arginine metabolism regulation protein II. Gene Ontology annotation, molecular function: transcription cis-regulatory region binding; zinc ion binding; DNA-binding transcription factor activity, RNA polymerase II-specific. Lineage: Eukaryota; Fungi; Ascomycota; Eurotiomycetes; Chaetothyriales; Herpotrichiellaceae. Bases 337 to 2397 code for a protein of 686 amino acids. The transcript is spliced from 3 exons. Gene Ontology annotation, cellular component: nucleus. Gene Ontology annotation, biological process: positive regulation of transcription by RNA polymerase II. The record is from RefSeq and is a predicted model, not a curated record.